ACUGCAGUUCAGUUUUCAUGCAGAAAUUGAAAUAAGUUACCGAUAUAGCCAUCAUUAUAACUUAUUCUGGCAGUUUUAGCAAUCGUUUAAAAACACCUCGUUUACCUCGAAAUAAGUUACUACGUGCUACGUUUAUGCUUUACAGACUCCGUAAAUUAUGGUUGCCUCCGGACAGAUCCAGCACUCAGUAGUGUUAUUUAUUAAAAAGACGCUCUUGAUAAUUCGCGAAAAAUUUUUGUGAUCCCUCUUUUACAAAACUGAGGAUAAGUUACUGAGGAAGAAACGAUGGAAAGCGUUGUGUUAUCGCGAAUUCGCAAAACUCCGCUUGUUCCUCGCUCUUACGAGCGUUUUGCUGUUGAUGUCCUAAAAGACGGUUCGACGUAUCGUGGGUAUCUUUGCGGCGUUAAGAAUAGUCAAUACAUGGUGCGACUAGGGUCACAGGAACAAGCGCAGGUGGUACUCAUGGAUAACCUGCGCAUACCAGAUUACAGCGACUGGGAAACAUUUAGUCAGGGAACGUUUAAGGAGGACAUCGACGUCCUUAUUAGUACGGAUGAGCAUCAGCCCGAAUCGUGGCAACCAGCACGCGUUAUCAGCGGCGUGUAUGACGGUGAUUAUUUGUUUGUAACCGCCGAUGUUUAUUUUCCGGGGAAUCGUGUCCAGCGCUGUUGCGUGCUUGAUGGUAAAUGUGCUGGCUUCAACCGUGUUCGUCGUCGUGCAAAUGUCGGGUCUUAUGUCACACUGUCGUCAUUUAAUUAUAUCAGAAUCCCUAUUGCACCUUUAAGCUUGCGCCCGUCUAGUAUUAUUACUACGCUGGAGGCCGUACAAAGGAUGCCACUGUUUCCCAGAGUGUUCGUGAAUGGCAAUUGCAGAUCAAUUAUGUUUCUCGGUGUCGUGGAUAACUGCGUUGCCAUGUUAGUAAAAGAACGGUACAAUAACUAUAUCACAAUUGAUGACACAGUCCAAGUCUUUGAAGAUGCGGUUGAGAGGUUUGAAAAAAUACUUGCCAAGAAACCCGAAAUCGUUGUUCCUCAUAUUUUGGAAAACUUGUUUUCCAUUAUUGUCUGCCAGCAAGAUUUUGACGACCCUUGCGAAUUCUGUUUGGGCGAUAUUUACAUGGAGCUACACCUAAAUGUAUUUUCUUAUUUGGAUAUUUAUGACCAGCAUCAGCUUCGCAGAACAUCCCAUCGGUUCGAUCAACUGCUGUCUUCGUAUGCACUUAGGCAGUGCAUAAUACUGCCUCGUCAACAUAAACAUGUCGCAGAACGCCUGGGGUUGAUGGGCUAUUAUACCAACUACUUUUCAAGCAGAUUUAUACUGGCAGAAAUCCUUGCGAAUGCUGUAACCAGAAACGCAAAGCUAUUGUAUUUGACGGGCAACUGGGAGAAACUUCUAGCAACCUUAGUGAAUAUUCUAAAGGUCAUAUCGGUUAAAUUGAGCUGGCUGAUCCUUUCAGACAAUUCAGUUUUAAAGUUCAAUGAUUUCUUGGUAUUUCCGAAACCGUUCCCGAUGCUGCGCACGCAGGAUCUAAUGCAUACGCAAAUAAAUUUUUUGUUGAUGCCAGAUUAUCCUGAUUAUGCUCCCAUUUGCCAACGCCUCGUUUUAAGGAAUUGCAGCUUCAACAGCAGACUCUCGAUGUGUUUCGCGGGAAUGCUGCUAACACAGAACGAUUACAUGAUUCGUCCUGAAUCACGCAGUCACCUCGGAUGUUGUUACGACCCCUUUUAUAUCAGAAUUCCGUGUUGGCAGUAUGAUUUUACAGAUCUAGAUAACCGCAAAUUUGCUGCAGCUUUUCGGUUAGCCCUGACAGAGUUUUGUCCGAUUCUGGAGUGCAGUAAAGGGAACACUCUAAUCCACUGGCUUCAGUCUCUCACAGACGAGGAUUUGGAACUGAAAAAAUGCAUUUCGCCGUUUGUUCAACUGUCCUAUGCGCUAUGGGACGAGGAACCACCAAACAGCCUUGAUGGUAUCAUAUCGGACAUAUCAAAUAGGGCUAUUCCAAAGAGUUUGAUUAUGCAGACACUUGCUUUGCUAUUGCCGUAUAUUCAAAACGAAUCUACACGGUAACACAGUGGCAGCUGUGGUGACGCGGCUGAAGCCAGUUCGCCAGGAAGGACUUCUGUCGGCAGUCAAUCCAAAGGUCAAACGUUUAAAUAAAGGCUGCCCUCCCAUAUGACAGUCAUAUUCUUGAAUAAAGAAGUACUGGCUACGGCGCUACUGUCACGUAGUAUACUUACUAUUUAUACCGUGGCAAAAAUGUACGUGUCAUCCGGGUAGUACACUGUAGUCUUUAGUACAGUAGCAGUAAUAACAGUAAGUUAACGUUAAAAACCUUCAGUAUGUCUUGAAUUAGAAACGCGGGCGAGCGAAGCGAGCCCGCUUGAUUAUAAUGCAUCUACUAUUGUACGGUACUCAAGGACU
Paramacrobiotus metropolitanus is the source of this 2421-nucleotide messenger RNA. RefSeq lists its product as uncharacterized. NCBI's taxonomy places the organism in Eukaryota, Metazoa, Tardigrada, Eutardigrada, Parachela, Macrobiotidae. Bases 286 to 2067 code for a protein of 593 amino acids. Gene Ontology annotation, molecular function: protein binding. The transcript is spliced from 4 exons. The record is from RefSeq and is a predicted model, not a curated record.